CCAGUCCUUAAGUUAUUUUGGUUAAAAGAAAAAGAAAAAAUACAUAAUUACACAAGGACGUGUCUUAAUUAAGAGUCGUCCUUCACCGUUUCGUCUCUUCUCUCUCUCUCUCCGUGGCUCUCGUCUCCAUCCUCUCCUCUCCAUCCUCUCUUCAAUCCAAAGGUGAGCAAGCAUGUCUACCUCAUGAUAAGGAUGGAGGAGCUGCCAAAUCAGUGGUCAGGUUGAUACUCAGCUACAAAUUAGUGGAACAAUGUUGCAGCCAACUAUAUCAGGAAAUAUUAAAUUAAGCCAUGGGGAAGCUUAUCUACCUCAUGAUAAGGGUGGAGGAGCUGCCCCUCUCAACAGAUUGGCAGCCAAUCAAUCAAGGAUUCCAGGUGCUUCUAUUAAUCAAGCAGUUGCUUCACGAUAUUUUGCUCGAUUUUUUGGUACAGAACCUGCUUCGUCAAGGAUGAAGUUCUCCCAGACAACUGGUGAAUCAAAUGCUGUUGAAGGAGAUUGAAGAAGUGAGGAUGAAACCAAAUAUGGAUAUCCGUCUGAGUGAUCUGAAACUUGUUUUGGGACCAGAGUUGAGGGUAGUGUAUCCUUUAAUCCUUAAUUUUGCUAUUAGUGGUGAGCUUGAGCUUGAUGGCAUGGCUCAUCCCAAAUAUCUAAAACCAAAGGGUUUCCUCACAUUCGAGAAUGGAGAUGUUAAUCUUGUGGCUACUCAUAUACGCCUGAAAAGGGAGCACCUCAAUGUUGCAAAGUUUGAGCCUGAACAUGGACUAGAUCCUCUGUUAGAUUUAGCUUUAGUUGGUUCAGAAUGGCAAUUCAGGAUCCAGAGUCGCGCCAGUAAUUGGCAGGACAAACUUGUGGUGACUUCAACUCGUUCUGUGGAACAGGAUGCCCUCUCACCGUCCGAGGUAAAUUUUGAAGUCAAAACCGUAGCUGAAAGUUUUGAUUUGAAUCCUCCGUUUUGCAAAAUCACUUGUUUCACAGGCUGCAAAGUUUGUCUUUGUCUUUGUUUAGUUCAGUUGUACAAUAUAUUUUAUUAA
Molecule: messenger RNA, 1031 nt
Organism: Raphanus sativus (radish)
Lineage: Eukaryota; Viridiplantae; Streptophyta; Magnoliopsida; Brassicales; Brassicaceae
Product: protein TIC236, chloroplastic-like
Exons: 4
Coding region: 480-1031 (183 amino acids)
Biological process (GO): protein secretion
Cellular component (GO): plasma membrane
Source: RefSeq, a predicted model, not a curated record